ACCAGCGUUCCCACCAUUCCAUGUAUUUAGACAGACCAGAGAGAAAAAAGGUCGUUCCUCCUUUCUGUCUGUCACUCAGCCGUGCAGCUCAACGGAAUCGCGGUUGGCUAAAAGUCGAACUAGUCGGUCAUAACAGUAGGUUUAUGUUAAUUAAAAAAUAUAUUAAUUACUUUAUACCCAAGAAAAGCACGACGGCUCGAUUUCAGCGGACUUCAAGAUACUUUAUCGAUUCCAAGAGGCAAUGAAAACAGAUUUUUCGAAAAUUGUGCAGCCCUAGAGAUUAAGAUUUUGUUUAAGAUUUUGCGUUUGUAACAGAGGCCAGCCAUAAAGCAGGGUGUACAUGCGCUGGAAGCCAUAGAUGGACUGCUGCUGUGUCUUAGGAAAUAUUACAUCAAAGACAUCUACUCACAAAGCUUUGAUCACUUUCUGACUGAUUGGGAAUCUGUCUGUUGUGUUGUGUGGGACAGGCCACACACAGCACGACUCUGAAUGUGUGACUCUUGGUGAGAUACACUACAGAAACUGGAAGACAAGAGAACCUGAUUGCCUUCACAUGAAGCCCAGGUGGGAAGGAAGAGACGGAGGAAAGGGUGUGUGAAGACCAUCAUGUCUUCAAAGAUGCAGAGUUCCAAUAACAUAGCCCAUGCCAGGAGGACAGUCCAGCAGCUGAGAAUAGAGGCCAGCAUUGAGAGGAUUAAGGUGUCCAAGGCCUCAGCAGACCUGAUGCACUAUUGUGGAGAACAUGCUAAAUACGACCCUCUACUCAUGGGCAUCCCAGCCUCUGAAAACCCCUUCAAAGACAAGAAGCCGUGCACUAUAUUAUAGUAGCGGGACAGCUGAAAUCUCUUUGCUUUUUUAUUUGUAUAUUAUUUUAUAGAGAGAAAUAUGACAUUAAUACCGAUACACUAUUUGCCUUAAGGCCAGCCCAGCCCCACUCCCCCUAUUUCCUUGUGCUUUCGGUUGAUUCCCAAAUGUUAUCCUAGGGCCCAUAGGGCUCUGGUAAAAAAAUGGUGCACUAUAUAGGGAAUAGGGUGCCAUUUUUGGACUCUUAUAAACAAGUGCCAUUUUGGUAGGAUCAGAAUCAUUGGUGUGCUCUCUCUUCAUCAGAUACAACUAAGACCAAAUAGCACCAUGAGCCAAAAUGUAACAGGUCAUUGGUAACCCAGAAACAAUGUUUUAGUUUAGUUCAAUCAGUCAUGAAAGAAUGAAAGCUCAUUCUGAGGCUCCUCUCAACAGAGACUGGUGUUCUUUUAGAUUGUUAUCUCAUGUUAUGCAGACUAAAUACUAGCUUGGUUUAAACUAGGGGUUCCCAACUCUGUAAUGUUCACAUCAGCCAGAGCAUAAAUAAUGCCAAUGGCCCAAAAGUAUAAAGCAUUGCACUUGCACCACACUCUAGUUAAACCUUUCAGCUCCUGAUUGCGUCAUCAGUCCCCACACAGUAGCUUCUUUGGGAAACAAUCAGUCUAGUUUGUAUAUUACUGAUAAGCCUGUAAUAACCCCAUGAUGUAAAUCACCCAGUCCCAUGACACAGGAGGACUCUAAAACCAGUGCUGAUGGUCUGGUAAGCUAUGUSUGUGUCCCAAAUGGCGCCCUAUUCCCUAUAGAGUGAACCACUUUUGAUCAGAGCCCUAUGGGCCCUGGUUAAAAUGUGUGCUCUGAAGGGAAAAGGGUGCCAUUUGGGACUCAGACUGUGAAUGUCCCGUCACAACAGGAGAGGGUGCCUGUCGUUUUGUAAGGGAAAGUGUAUGGCUUGCAGCAAUAGCCUCAUGAACUGGCAGGUUUAACCAGCAUUGUUUUGUUUCUGCAAAGAUGUCAGAGAUCGUUUCAUUUUCAGGUGGGGGUAGAUUCGAACUAUCCCACUUCUAUGUCUUUUGUUAUGAAAGAAUGACUCUUUAAACUUUAAUACUAAUAUUUAUCUCUUGUGAAUUUGCCAUGCCUUUGCCUUAGAAACCAAACUUUGUGACUUUGCAUAGUUGUCUUAUUUGUAUGUAGUACAGUAGAUAGGUAAUGUAGCAUCAAUAUGAAGUGUUGCAGAUACCAUGUAACCCCUUUAAAUGAUUUUACUAUGCCUUACAAUUGAUGUAAAAGUUGUUGUUCCAUAAUGAUGUCUCUACUUGGCUGAAGGAGAAGAAGUUAAGAUCACAAUCACGUCUAUCCAAUGUACAGAUGUAGGAUCGUAAUUUGAUCACCCUGUUGUUACAGGACAUUUCCUGCACAGCAAACUUGCAGUGUUUUUGAGGUUUUAAAAAGGUUCUAAAGUUUGUAAUUUUCACUUUAAAAUGUCAGAUUGGAUUUGCCCUAACUAAAAAUUUAUCAAAAAUGUCCAUU
This is a messenger RNA of Salvelinus sp. IW2-2015, 2328 nucleotides long. RefSeq names its product guanine nucleotide binding protein (G protein), gamma 12b (gene gng12b). The record is from RefSeq and is a predicted model, not a curated record. Gene Ontology annotation, biological process: G protein-coupled receptor signaling pathway. Gene Ontology annotation, molecular function: G-protein beta-subunit binding. Gene Ontology annotation, cellular component: heterotrimeric G-protein complex. NCBI's taxonomy places the organism in Eukaryota, Metazoa, Chordata, Actinopteri, Salmoniformes, Salmonidae.